This is a messenger RNA of Ectocarpus siliculosus, 762 nucleotides long. Lineage: Eukaryota; Phaeophyceae; Ectocarpales; Ectocarpaceae. The record is from the annotation of a GenBank genome assembly.
AUGGAGGUAGCUGUUAAGAUCAUCCCUGCAGAUAAUCCUGCCGACUUGCUGAAAGAGGUGGAUAUCAUGUUGGCGUGCACAAGCCCGUACAUCGUACGUCUGCACGACUGCUUCUAUAAGGACAACGAAGCGUGGUUGGUCAUGGACUUUGUGGGCGGAGGGAGCGUGUGCGACAUUCUCGAGGCGUGCCAAGUAACGCUGUCAGAGGAAGAGGCAAGAGAGUGCACCGCGUGGACCGUGCUUGCUCUGGACUACUUGCAUAGCAACAGGAAGUUGCACCGGGAUGUGAAGGCCGGCAACAUCCUUCUGACGCUUGACGGCCGAGCAAAGCUGGCGGAUUUUGGCGUUUCGAAAGAGGUUAACACGAUGGCGAAUAAAGCCCAGACAGUUAUUGGCACUCCUUAUUGGAUGGCGCCAGAAGUAAUUCAGGAGGUUCCGUAUAAUGGCCAAGCAGAUAUUUGGUCUCUGGCAAUUACCUGCAUUGAGAUGGUGGAGGGUAACCCGCCUCUGCACAACGUGCACCCAAUGCGGGCCAUCUUUAUGAUACCGUCCAAACCAAGUCCGACGUUGUCCGAACCCGCUAAAUGGUCGCUGGAGUUCAACGACUUUGUCGGCAGGUGCUUGGAGAAGAAGCCGGAUGACCGCCCUUCGUCAAGAGCUAUUUUACGGGAAGCUAGUGAUGCCAAGGCCAACAUGGCAGGUCAAGAGAGCAGCGAAGAUGGCAGUGGUAGCAAGACGGCUACAUUGCGACGAAUGAGGUGA